CGGCGGUCAGUUUUGUGCUUGCUGCUUGUGACUGAGGCCAACUGAUUAUCGGCAUUUCGUCUUUCCCUAGAUCAGACCACGGUUCCCUCAUCUUACCCUCCUCGGGUCUUGGCCCUGAUCUUCUUCCUUUCUCCCUUUCCGUUCUUCUUCUUCUUUCCUUCUAUCUUUCCAUUCCAUAUUUGUACUCUCCUCCCGGAGUCCUCCUUGGAGCACGCCACCUGCUUGGAAUUCUUCCUUUGGUGAUCGCUGCCGGGACUCGAUACAGCCUGAGGGACCUUUCGGUUUUCCCUCGUUUACUCACCCCCCUUCCUUCUUUGCGCCCUCCCGUCUCUCCGCUCGAGUCAGUCUGCGCUUCCUGCCAGGCUUACCCAGUCUCAACAUUAACCCCCGGGGCUAUUGCUCUCGCAUCCCCCACAGAGCUCCUCCCCCGCCAUCAUGGCGCAACUCGACACCCUCGAUUUGGUAGUCUUGGCGGUGCUUUUCGUGGGUAGCGUAGCCUACUUCACCAAGGGCACCUACUGGGCUGUUGCCAAAGACCCCUAUGCCUCUACAGGUCCCGCCCUGAAUGGUGCCGCCAAGGCCGGCAAAUCCAGAAACAUCGUCGAGAAGUUGGAAGAAACUGGCAAGAACUGUGUGAUUUUCUAUGGAUCGCAGACUGGAACCGCAGAGGAUUAUGCCUCUCGAUUGGCGAAGGAAGGAUCUCAGCGCUUCGGGCUCAAGACCAUGGUCGCUGAUCUUGAGGAUUAUGACUAUGAGAACCUGGACCAGUUCCCCGACGAUAAGGUUGCGUUUUUCGUUUUGGCCACGUACGGCGAAGGUGAACCCACCGACAACGCUGUGGAGUUCUACCAGUUCCUCACCGGCGAGGAUAUCGCUUUUGAGAGCGGCGCUUCUGCCGAGGACAAGCCGCUAUCCUCCCUCAAGUAUGUCGCGUUCGGCCUGGGUAACAACACUUACGAGCACUAUAAUUCGAUGGUCCGCAACGUGGACGCCGCUUUCCAGAAACUUGGAGCUCAGCGGAUUGGCACUGCCGGUGAGGGCGAUGACGGCGCUGGUACUAUGGAAGAAGACUUUUUGGCCUGGAAGGAGCCCAUGUGGGCGGCGCUGUCUGAAGCCAUUGGUCUGGAGGAGCGGGAGGCGGAGUAUGAACCCGUCUUCUCUGUCACCGAAGAUGAUUCUCUGAGCCCUGAGGACGAUUCUGUUUACCUUGGUGAGGCCACCAAAGGUCAUCUCGAAGGCAGCCCGAAAGGUCCAUUUUCUGCCCACAACCCUUAUAUCGCCCCGAUCGUCGAGUCUCGUGAACUUUUCACUGUCAAGGAUCGUAACUGUCUGCACAUGGAAAUCAGUAUUGCUGGAAGCAACUUGUCGUACCAAACCGGUGAUCACAUCGCUAUCUGGCCAACCAAUGCUGGUGCGGAAGUUGAUCGGUUCCUCCAAGUUUUCGGUCUCGAAGGAAAGAGACACACGGUUAUCAACAUCAAGGGCAUUGAUGUGACCGCCAAGGUUCCGAUCCCCACCCCUACCACGUACGAUGCCGCUGUUCGCUACUAUCUGGAAGUCUGUGCCCCUGUUUCUCGUCAAUUCGUCUCGUCUCUCGCCGCCUUUGCUCCCGAUGAGGAGAGCAAGGCGGAAAUCGUUCGUCUCGGUAGCGACAAGGACUAUUUCCAUGAGAAGAUUUCGAACCAGUGCUUCAACAUCGCCCAGGCUCUUCAAAGCAUCACCUCCAAGCCAUUCUCCGCCGUGCCUUUCUCUCUACUCAUUGAGGGCCUCACCAAGCUGCAGCCUCGCUACUACUCUAUCUCCUCGUCCUCCCUUGCGCAAAAAGAUAAGAUCAGUGUCACUGCGGUUGUGGAGUCGGUUCGGCUGCCUGGCGCCUCUCAUAUUGUCAAGGGUGUGACGACGAAUUAUCUCCUUGCUCUCAAGCAAAAGCAAAAUGGCGAUCCUUCUCCCGACCCUCACGGACUGACCUACGAGAUCAACGGUCCGCGCAACAAGUAUGAUGGUAUCCACGUCCCUGUCCAUGUUCGUCACUCGAACUUCAAGCUGCCCUCUGAUCCUUCUCGGCCUGUUAUCAUGGUCGGACCUGGUACUGGUGUUGCGCCUUUCCGCGCAUUCAUCCAGGAACGAGCUGCUCUGGCUGCCCGGGGCGAGAAGGUUGGACCAACAGUUUUGUUCUUUGGCUGCCGCAACCGCAACGAGGAUUUCAUGUAUCAGGAUGAAUGGAAGAUUUACCAAGAACAGCUUGGUGACUCGCUGAAGAUCAUCACUGCAUUUUCUCGCGAAUCUUCCCAGAAGGUGUAUGUUCAGCAUCGCUUGAGCGAGCAUGCCGAACUCGUCAGCGACCUUCUCAAGCAGAAGGCAACCUUCUAUGUCUGCGGUGAUGCUGCGAACAUGGCGCGUGAGGUUAACCUUGUGCUUGGCCAAAUCAUCGCCAAGCAGCGCGGUCUUCCUGCCGAAAAGGGCGAAGAGAUGGUUAAGCACAUGCGCAGCAGUGGUAGCUACCAGGAGGAUGUGUGGUCAUGAUUCCUUUCGGUGUGCAUAGGUUAUAGUGAUCCUUUCUCUCGAUACGACUUUUUGAUUCGUAUUUUUUCAUGUCUAGAUGAACUUUGCAUAUA
Aspergillus japonicus CBS 114.51 is the source of this 2615-nucleotide messenger RNA. RefSeq names its product NADPH--hemoprotein reductase cprA (gene cprA). Gene Ontology annotation, molecular function: NADPH-hemoprotein reductase activity; flavin adenine dinucleotide binding; FMN binding. Gene Ontology annotation, cellular component: cytosol. The transcript is spliced from 2 exons. NCBI's taxonomy places the organism in Eukaryota, Fungi, Ascomycota, Eurotiomycetes, Eurotiales, Aspergillaceae. The record is from RefSeq and is a predicted model, not a curated record. The coding region runs from base 436 to 2523 and encodes 695 amino acids.